GUUUAAUUGUGGCAUUGGUCCACUAAUAUUUGCUGAUCAGUUCAUACAGCUGCCAAGUUCACUGGCAUCUGAGUACAUAUAUGGACUUGGUGAACACCGUGGUAGUUUUCUACAUGAUGUCAACUGGUCUAGAUAUGCUUUCUGGAGCAGGGAUGUUUUCCCCGCUGUAAGUGCAAUGUUUAAUUGUGGCAUUGGUCCACUAAUAUUUGCUGAUCAGUUCAUACAGCUGUCAAGUUCACUGGCAUCUAAGUACAUAUAUGGACUUGGUGAACACUGUGGUAGUUUUCUACAUGAUGUCAACUGGUCUAGAUAUGCUUUCUGGAGCAGGGAUGUUUUCCACGCUGAAAAUUUAAACUUGUAUAGUGUUCAUCCAUUCUAUCUGUCUAUUGAAGAUGAUGGCAAUGCACAUGGUGUGUUCUUACUCAACAGCAAUGCUAUGGAGUCAAUUUUUCAGAUGUCUCCAUCCAUCACAUGGAGGACUGUUGGUGGUGUUUUAGAUUGUUAUGUCUUCUUUGGACCCAGCCUUGACCAAGUGAUACAGCAAUACACUGAAGUGAUUGGAAGAACAUUUAUGCCACCGUAUUGGGGUUUGGGAUUCCACCUGUGUAGAUGGGGAUAUGAAACUGUUGAUGGUACAAGAAAAGUCACUGACAGAAUGAGAAAUGCCAAAAUACCACAGGAUGUACAGUGGAAUGACAUUGACUACGCUGUAGCCUACAAAGAUUGCACUUUAAAUAAGAAAGUAUUUGGGGAUUUACCAAAAUUCAUUGAUGAACUUCAUAACAAUGGCCAACACUAUAUACAUAUCAUG
This is a messenger RNA of Saccoglossus kowalevskii, 811 nucleotides long. Its product is annotated as lysosomal alpha-glucosidase-like. The record is from RefSeq and is a predicted model, not a curated record. Gene Ontology annotation, molecular function: alpha-1,4-glucosidase activity; carbohydrate binding. NCBI's taxonomy places the organism in Eukaryota, Metazoa, Hemichordata, Enteropneusta, Harrimaniidae. Gene Ontology annotation, biological process: carbohydrate metabolic process.